Mesocricetus auratus (golden hamster) is the source of this 4874-nucleotide messenger RNA. It is a transcript of the gene Il16, whose product is annotated as interleukin 16. Bases 410 to 4585 code for a protein of 1391 amino acids. Gene Ontology annotation, biological process: leukocyte chemotaxis; induction of positive chemotaxis. The record is from RefSeq and is a predicted model, not a curated record. The transcript has 19 exons. Lineage: Eukaryota; Metazoa; Chordata; Mammalia; Rodentia; Cricetidae. Gene Ontology annotation, molecular function: CD4 receptor binding; cytokine activity.
GCCCCAACAGUGGGGCACAUUUUCCAUAUGUCGGACCUCUCUGGGUUCUGCCCUCUCACAGCAUUCUCCAAGUCCACGGGAAAGGCUGAGGUUUUCGCAUUUCUGUCUGUGGUCCGGGAAGAGGCACAGGAUCUGAGGGCUCCCUCCAGUCCAGUGAAAUACACACUCGCUUCACACGGAGACCGGAGUUGGAAGCGACCGUUGUGAAACGUUAAAGAUUUUCUGGCAGUGGGAAAGGGAUUUUUUUCCCUUCCUCCCUCCCUGCCGAGGAAAAACAGUUCUAAGAAGAGAGUCACUUUGUAGUUGUAACUCCCAUUCAAAGACUCUGAGCCGGAGAAGCGGCGGAUUCCCCUGCCUCUUGUGCGCGGUCUGUGGGAGACUGUAGCUGGCCCUCACUGCCCGCUUGCUCAUGAGUUUGCCGAGGACCAUCUUCCCCAGGAGGGAGGCCGGGUCGCAUGCAGUGGCUGCUAAGCCCAGUUCAGCUGCCACUCACCGGCCACGGCUUGGAGAACAGGAGAGGAAGAAGCGUGGCCUUACUUCCUCUCUAAGGAUGGAGCCCCACGGCCAUGCCGGAAAGAGCCGGAAAUCCACAAAAUUUCGCUCCAUUUCCCGUUCUCUGAUCCUCUGUAAUGCCAAGACCAGUGAUGACAGCUCUAGCCCUGAUGAGAAGUACCCAGACCCUUUUGAGUCGUCGCUGUGCCAGGGCAAGGAGGGUUUCCUUCAUUCCUCCAUGCAGUUGGCAGACACAUCGGAGGCUGGGCUCAGCAACAUUCCAGAUCUGGCACUGGCCUCGGAGGAGGCUGCUCAACUCCAAGCAGCUGGGAGUGAUCGAGGCAAACACUGCAGGAAAAUAUUCUUCAUGAAGGAACCUUCUACAACUUCCUCUAGAGAAAAGACUGGAAAACCAGAAGCACAAAGUAGCAACUUCCUGUUCCCUAAAGUCUGCCAUCAGAGGACACGAAGCAACUCCACCAGUGUUAAUCCCUAUUGCAUGGGAGAAACCGAUUUUCCAAUGACCAAGAAAUCUGCAUCUCCUACUGACAGGCAGCCAUACUCUCUCUGUAGCAACAGGAAGUCUCUCUCUCAACAACUGGACUACCCAGUUUCGGGGACUGCAAGACCCACUCGGUCACUGAGCACAGCUCAGCUCGGGCAGCUGUCUGGGGGUCUGCAGGCUUCAGUCAUCUCCAACAUUGUGCUGAUGAAGGGCCAAGCAAAGGGCCUGGGCUUCAGCAUUGUUGGAGGAAAGGACAGCAUUUAUGGCCCCAUUGGGAUUUACGUGAAGAGCAUCUUCGCAGGAGGUGCAGCUGCGGCUGAUGGACGGUUACAGGAAGGUGAUGAAAUUCUGGAACUCAAUGGUGAAUCAAUGGCUGGCCUAACACAUCAGGAUGCCUUGCAGAAGUUCAAGCAAGCCAAGAAGGGGCUUCUGACCCUGACAGUGAGGACCCGCCUGACAGCACCCCCAUCGCUGUGCAGCCACCUGUCACCCCCUCUGUGUCGCUCCCUGAGCUCCAGCACAUGUGGUGCCCAGGACAGCAGCCCCUUCUCCUUGGAAAGCCCAGCGUCCCCCGCCAGCACUGCCAAGCCCAACUACAGAAUCAUGGUGGAGGUGUCCCUGAAGAAAGAGGCUGGCGUUGGCCUGGGGAUUGGCCUGUGCAGCGUCCCCUACUUCCAGUGCAUCUCGGGCAUCUUCGUUCACACGCUGUCACCUGGAUCCGUGGCACAUCUGGAUGGACGGCUGCGGUGUGGUGAUGAGAUCGUGGAAAUCAAUGAUUCUCCAGUGCACUGCAUGACCCUCAAUGAAGUCUACACAAUCCUGAGCCACUGUGACCCUGGCCCCGUUCCCAUCAUCGUUAGCCGACAUCCAGACCCACAGGUGUCUGAGCAGCAACUCAAGGAAGCUGUCGCUCAGUCUGUAGAAGGCAUCAAAUUUGGAAAGGAGAGGCACCAGUGGAGCUUGGAAGGUGUCAAAAGACUGGAGAGCAGCUGGCAUGGGCGGCCCACCUUGGAGAAGGAACGUGAGAAGCACUCAGCACCCCCGCAUCGAAGGGCCCAGAAGAUCAUGGUCCGCUCCAGCAGCGACAGCAGCUACAUGUCUGGGUCACCAGGGGGAAGCCCCUGCAGUGCAGGUGCGGAGCCACAGCCUUCUGAGAGGGAAGGCUGCACACACAGCCCCAGCCUGUCCCCAGGGCAGGAACAAGAGCCCUGCCCCGGGGUUCCAUCCAGGCCUCUUCAGGAGAGCCCGCCCCUUCCCGAGAGCCUGGAGAGAGACAGCCACCCACCACUGAGACUGAAGAAAUCUUUUGAGAUUUUGGUGAGAAAGCCGACAUCCUCCAAACCCAAGCCUCCACCCAGAAAAUACUUUAAAAAUGACAGCGAGCCUCAGAAGAAACUGGAAGAGAAGGUCACAGACCCUUCUGGGCACCCCUUGCCCGCAUGCGGCCAGCUCGAGGCUACCGUUUUGACACGGUCUGGCUUCCUGUUUACACCACAGGAAACCAGAGAGCUGCUGCCUCCGCUGCCACAGGAAGACACUGCAGGGAGAAGCCCCUGCACGGCUGCCUGCUGUCCAGGACCCGCAGUCAGCACGCAGACUGUGUCCUCCACAGAGGGCGAGCUACUGAGGAGUGCCAGUCCAGCCUCACCAGGAAAACACCCGCUGCUGAAGAGGCAGACGCGGAUGGACUAUAGCUUUGAUACCAGCACUGAAGAUCCUUGGGUUAGAAUUUCCGACUGCAUCAAAAACUUAUUUAGCCCCAUCAUGAGUGAGGCCCAUAGCCAUAUGCCACUACAGGCCACCACCAGCCUGGGUGAAGAGGAUGGGACACAGGGCCGCCCAGAAGGGGUCCUGUCAAAAAUGGACACUCCCAAUGGAGCUCCCAGAGUUCACAAGUCAACAGAUGGCUGCAUUGUGAAGAAGGGGCCCCCAGUGGCCCCCAAGCCAGCCUGGUUUCGUCAGAGCUUGAAAGGUCUGAGGAAUCGUGUCCCAGACCCCAGAAGACUCCCGGAAGUAGCCUCAGCCACUCAGCCAGCACCUGUUUCUAGGGAGCCUUUGAGGUCACACUCACAGGUCUCCCCCUCCCCCUCCCCCUCCUCCUCCACCUCCUCCUCCAUCAGGCAGAGAAUCAGCUCCUUUGAAAACUUUGGCUCCUCACAACUGCCAGAGAGAGGAGUCCAGAGACUGAGCCUGCAACCCAGCUCUGGGGAGACCACCAAACUUCCAGGAAAGCAAGAUGGAGGACAGUUUUCUGGUCUCCCAGGGCGAGGGGCCGCAGGCGCUGCUAAGUACAGACCGAUAGAAAUGGAGCCUAUAGCCAUAGGCUUUCCUAACACCUCAGAGGUCAGGGACCCAGGUAUGUCUGAAUCUCCUCCCCCAGGUCAGCGACCCAGCCCAAAAGCUCUCUCCCCAGACCCUCUCCUGAGACUGCUGACUGCACAUACCGAGGACACCCAAGGUCCAGGCCUCAAGAUGCCAAGUCAGCGGGCACGGAGCUUCCCCCUGACCAGGACGCAGUCCUGUGAGUCGAAGCUGCUGGAUGAAAAGGCCAGUAAGCUUUACUCCAUCAGCAGCCAGUUAUCAUCAGCUGUCAUGAAGUCCCUGCUGUGCCUUCCGUCUUCAGUCUCCUGUGGCCAGAUCACCUGUGUCCCCAAGGAGAGGACGUCUCCAAAGCCACCUUCCAACAACAACACAGCUACGGAAGGUCUUGGUGAAGGCGUUGCCACGGACACAGGGUUUUCCCUCAACCUUUCAGAGCUGAGAGAAUACUCAGAGAGCUUCACCGAGCCCGGGGAAACUGAGGACAGGGACCACUGUUCUUCUCAGCCUGGCCAGUCAGUUAUCUCCCUGCUGAGCUCAGAAGAACUGAAAAACCUCAUCGAGGAAGUGAGAGUUCUAGAUGAGGCGACAUUGAAGCAACUAGACAGCAUUCAUGUCACCAUCUUACACAAGGAAGAAGGUGCUGGCCUUGGAUUCAGCUUGGCAGGAGGGGCAGAUCUAGAAAACAAGGUGAUCACGGUUCACAGAGUGUUUCCAAAUGGCCUGGCUUCCCAGGAAGGCACAAUUCAAAAAGGCAAUGAGGUUCUUUCCAUCAACGGCAAAUCUCUCAAGGGGGCCACCCACAAUGAUGCCCUGGCUAUCCUCCGCCAAGCUCGGGACCCAAGGCAAGCUGUGAUUGUCACCAGGAGAGCAACUGUGGAGGCCACUCCUGACCUGAACUCCUCUACCGACUCUGCAGCAUCAUCUUCAGCAGUCAGUGACACGUCUGGAGAUUCUAUGGAGGCCACUGUCUGCACAGUGACACUGGAGAAGACCUCUGCAGGGCUGGGCUUCAGCUUGGAGGGAGGAAAGGGCUCCCUUCAGGGAGACAAGCCUCUCACCAUCAACAGGAUUUUCAAAGGGACAGAACAGAGCGAGACGGUCCAGCCAGGAGAUGAAAUCUUGCAGCUGGCUGGCACUGCUGUGCAAGGUCUUACUCGGUUUGAAGCCUGGAAUGUCAUCAAGGCAUUGCCUGAUGGGCCUGUCACUGUCGUCAUCAGAAGGAAGGGCCUUCAAUGCAAGCAGAUGACAGCUUCUGGGGAUUCCUAGACAGGGUGCGGAUGUUACAACAAAGCAGGAGCACGAAGCUCCCAUCACUGCCGAUCCUCAGGGUCUCUGCUGCCCACCUCGCCCAGGCUGGGGAAAGCCCAGGUGUGCUUCUGGUAGCUGCUGCUCAGGUUUGGACUUUCUGGGACACUGCUCACCAAGAGGGUUGUUCUAAAUGCCAGGACAGACUCACACAGAGAUGGCUGAUACAAACCACAGACUGUAUAUAGACAGCUUAGUGAUACUAUUCUGGUGCCAAAAUAAAAUGGGUGUAUUGCAGUUUUCUAUGAAA